AUGGGACCAUACAGGCUACUUGACGCCUCGAAGAACGAGAUUAGAGUGCUACACCUAAAGCCAGGGAAUUCCGGCGACGAUAUGAGCGUCCGCCUGGAGGUUGUCAGUCUGUAUGAUCACUCAUCUUACGAAGCAUUAUCAUACGUCUGGGGCACGACACUGUCACCGAAACCAACCUUGGUAAAUGGCUUCUACCAACUUCAGGUAACUAUCAAUCAGCAGGACAUCACCGAACGUAGUCUCCAGGUCCCGCUCCUGGACGAUAUCUAUACAUCCGCUAUCUAUGUUCUCAUAUAA
This is a messenger RNA of Macroventuria anomochaeta, 297 nucleotides long. RefSeq lists its product as uncharacterized. The transcript has a single exon. Lineage: Eukaryota; Fungi; Ascomycota; Dothideomycetes; Pleosporales; Didymellaceae. The record is from RefSeq and is a predicted model, not a curated record. The coding region runs from base 1 to 297 and encodes 98 amino acids.